This is a messenger RNA of Amaranthus tricolor (Joseph's coat), 1312 nucleotides long. Its product is annotated as probable protein phosphatase 2C 1. Bases 125 to 1060 code for a protein of 311 amino acids. The transcript has 11 exons. NCBI's taxonomy places the organism in Eukaryota, Viridiplantae, Streptophyta, Magnoliopsida, Caryophyllales, Amaranthaceae. The record is from RefSeq and is a predicted model, not a curated record.
CCUCACUUUCCCAAAUGAAAUGAGUCCACAAGAACAAGCGAACAAAAAAAGGAUUGAUAAAUUGAUAGAAAGGAAAAAGAAUACAGUGACUCAGUGAGUUAGUUGAAGAUAAAGGAACAUAAAAAUGGAGGUUAGUAGCAAUAAUAGUGUGUUGAGAUCUUCAGUGAGUUCUUUUCUAUUACCCACAAAUCUAUCAUUAACAAAGAAGAUUACUCUGCUUCCUGUUUCUGCUUCUUCAUCUCUACUCUCUAAUGCCAUCAGGUCAGAGUUGUCACUUUGUGUUGGAACACAUAAUAUACCCCAUCCAAACAAGAUUGAAAGGGGAGGCGAAGAUGCCUUCUUCAUAAGCAGCUAUGGUGGUGGAACAAUAGCUGUUGCUGAUGGAGUAUCUGGGUGGGCUGAACUGGAUGUUGAUCCGGCAUUGUUUUCGAAGGAAUUUAUGGCUAAUGCUUCAUCCAUGGUAGAGGACGAAGAGGUGAAUAACGAUCCACAGGCUUUGUUACGGAAGGCACAUGCGGCUACCUCUUCAGUUGGUUCAGCAACAGUAAUUAUUGCUAUGAUGGAAACAAAUGGGAUUCUUAAUAUUGCAAAUGUUGGAGAUUGUGGACUACGUGUUAUUCGCAAAGGUCAAGUAAUGUUUUCAACAUGCCCUCAAGAACAUUAUUUUGACUGUCCUUAUCAAUUGAGCUCACAAUCUUCUGGUCAAACAUACCUAGAUGCCAUGGUUAGCAGUGUAAAAUUGAAGGAAGGUGAUAUUGUAGUGAUGGGUUCAGAUGGACUUUUUGAUAAUGUUUUCGAUCAGGAAAUCGCAUCAACUGUAGUCAGCAACAGCGAUGUUACAGAAGCCGCCAAGGCAUUAGCUAGGCUGGCUAGAGAUCACUCGAUUGACUCCAAUUUCGAUUCUCCAUAUUCAUCAGAAGCUCGGACUAAGGGUAUUGAACCGCCUUCUUGGAAGAAGAUUCUUGGGAUGAACUUAACAGGGGGGAAACUGGAUGAUAUUACAGUGGUUGUUGGUGAAGUUGUAAAGCUUGCAGAAACAACCUCAGAAUGGGUUUAUUAGAUUCACAUGUUAUCCUAAGGCUUGGUUGUUUUUCUGGUGAAGCAAGUGUGGCCAUAUUGGCAAAUUUGAUAAUUUUUCAACUCCAUCCAAGAAUUCCUCAAUUUUCAGAAUUUUAUUGUUUUGGUUUGAUUUUUUAGGACAAAAGAACAAGUAAGAUGUUCACGCAUACAGAGUUAAAUCAUUAGAUCAUAUACUUAUAUUUGUCAACACACUAAUUCAAUUUCAUUUGUGCAUACAAGUUUUUUUUAUCGA